CGGCGGAAGAGCCCGCCCGGGGAAGGCAGCAAGCAGGCGGCGGGCGAGGCCAGUGGGCGCCCCGGAGAGCCCGUGUGCAGACUGUCCCGAGGCGGGCUUACUCAGGAAGUCGCCCCCCGCACCCCGUGGCGCUUACUCUCGAGUAAAAGGUGGACCUGAAAGAUGACCACGCUGACCCGGCAGGAUCUCAACUUUGGCCAAGUUGUUGCUGAUGUACCACUGGACUUGGAAGUGGCAAUGUCCAAUUUCAUUCUUGAACCCGAAGUCUAAUUCCUUUACCUGGGAUUUGUGAAGAGGAAAAAAGGCAACACACCUGUCCAGGGUGAGAGUUUUAUGUCUUGCCAUCCAGAGUUGAAUCAAUAUAUCCAAGACACCCUGCAUUGCAUCAAACCCCUCCUGGAAAAGAACGACGUGGAAAAAGUUGUGGUGGUCAUCCUGGACAAAGAGCACCACCCGGUGGAGAGGUUUGUGUUCGAAAUCACGCAGCCGCCCCUGUUGUCAAUCAGCUCUGAUUCCCUCCUGAACCACGUGGAGCAGCUGCUGCGUGCUUUCAUCCUGAAGAUCAGCGUGUGCGAUGCAGUCCUGGAUAACAAUCCACCAGGCUGUACUUUCACAGUCUUGGUCCACACAAGAGAAGCUGCCACCCGGAACAUGGAAAAAAUCCAGGUGAUCAAGGAUUUCCCCUGGAUCCUGGCAGACGAGCAAGACGUCCACAUGCAGGACCCGCGGCUGAUCCCUUUGAAAACGAUGACGUCAGAUAUUCUGAAGAUGCAGCUUUAUGUAGAGGAGCGAGCUCAGAAAGGCAGCUGAAUCCCACGCUUCUUGUUGUGCUGAGACGUGCCCCCGAGAUCAGCAGGCAAGCAGACUCUCGAGGGGCCAGAGACCACAGGUGCUAAGACUGCCCCCUCUCCUCCCCGGCACAUGUGUGCAGGUGUUUUUCAAAAGCGCUCUUACCACAGCCUGUAGAAGAACCAUCUGUACAGCCAUCAGUGAGUUUGUAUGACUGUGUGUGGGGUGUGUAUAAUAAGUUUCUCGGCAGCUGUAAGGACUCAUUUUAAGUGUGUGUGGAAUGUGGAGUUGCAUUCUGUGUCUUUUACAAGUCUUCAACAGCCCCCCCUAGUUUCUAACUCUUUCAUGGUUCUGAAAUUCCUGGGGGAGGUUCAGAGUAUCAGUGUCUGUUUUUGCAUGGCUGUGCCUGUCCAAGGUUGUCCGCUCGGCCACCGCCCGGCCUUGUACGGAGCCCUUGGGCACAAGAGUAGCACUUCUGGGUGAUCAAUAAACAAAAUGUUUUCUACAAUAAA
Messenger RNA from Sphaerodactylus townsendi, 1301 nucleotides. It is a transcript of the gene MAD2L2, whose product is annotated as mitotic arrest deficient 2 like 2. The record is from RefSeq and is a predicted model, not a curated record. Gene Ontology annotation, cellular component: zeta DNA polymerase complex. Lineage: Eukaryota; Metazoa; Chordata; Lepidosauria; Squamata; Sphaerodactylidae.